Molecule: messenger RNA, 1848 nt
Organism: Hippoglossus stenolepis (Pacific halibut)
Lineage: Eukaryota; Metazoa; Chordata; Actinopteri; Pleuronectiformes; Pleuronectidae
Gene: mcl1b
Product: MCL1 apoptosis regulator, BCL2 family member b
Exons: 3
Coding region: 172-996 (274 amino acids)
Biological process (GO): extrinsic apoptotic signaling pathway in absence of ligand; intrinsic apoptotic signaling pathway in response to DNA damage; positive regulation of apoptotic process
Cellular component (GO): mitochondrial outer membrane
Molecular function (GO): channel activity; protein heterodimerization activity; protein homodimerization activity
Source: RefSeq, a predicted model, not a curated record
UAUAUAUAGAGGCUGGUACACUUCCGCUCCUCCACCCUGGCGUCAGUACAAUGGAUGAAUCUUAAGUCCAAGCUAGCUCUUUAUUUCCCGCAGCUAGCUCCAAAUUAAAACCUUCAUUUUUACACGACAUUAUUCCUGAAGAUUCCCCCGAGACAACCAGGAGAAUCCAACAUGCUACCAACUAAGAAGCGGGACGCCUUUAAAUUCGCAACUGGAGACACGAGCUGCUUGUUCCUGCCUCAAAAUGGAGUCGUGGACUACGGCUCUUGGGGAAAUUCCUCCCCGCAGAUAGUUUCACACAACGGGAACGCGGCCGAGGGCCCGAAGCGGCCGAAGACCCUGCAGGUCACCGCCAGCAGCGCCGGGUACCUGGCGAAGAACUGCCGGGACAACGGCAGCGUGGACAACGGCUCUCUGCCGUCCAGCCCGGAGCUGGACUCGCAAGGCCAAGUGGACAACUGCCCGGCGGGGGACGAGGGGCUGGACGCCGACACCCGGGAGCUCAUCGGCUGCUUCCUCCGGGACUUCCUCGCUCACAAGGAGCCGCGCUGGGGCGACAGCAAAGCGCUGACCACCAUGAAGAGAGUCGUGGACGAUCUUCUGGAGAAACACAGAUACGCGUAUAAUGGUAUGCUCAACAAGCUGUCGCUAGACAACAGGGCGGAUGAUAUGGACUUCGUCAGCGCGGUGGCCAAGAGCCUGUUCAGCGACAACACCACCAACUGGGGCCGGGUCGCCAGCCUGGUGGCCUUCGGGGCCGUGGUGUGUCAGCACCUGACGGAGAAGAGGGGCCCGGAGACCAGCGUGGAGCUGGUGGGCCAGGAGAUCUCCACCUACCUGCUGACGGACCAGCGGGACUGGCUGGUGAAAAACAACUCCUGGGACGGGUUCGUGCAGUUCUUCAGAGUAUCCAACCCCGAGGCGACGGUGAGGAACACGCUGCUGGGCCUGGCCGGGUUCGCUGGUAUUGGGGCACUGGCCCUGUUGAUCAGGUGAAUUUGGACACUCUUGGACAUUUUGUGUCCCACAAAUGCUGGGAGCGCCUUCUCAUUUGAAUCCCUCGGGGUUUGGACUUAAGAAGAUGGAGAUAUCGGCUUGACUUGAGCUUCGGUGAUAAAGAGGAUCACAAACCAGUGGUUACUUUUAUCUUCUUUUCCCUCCUUGGACUCCCUUCACCCCCCACCACCCACAAAACAAGUUCACGUUUCACUGUCGGCUGUGAAUAACUUUAUGAAUAACACCUUCUCAGAAUACCGUCAAACAAUUAGCAGUAAUUUAAUUUACAGUUAAAAAAUAUUUUUCUAAUACAUGUACAAAUGAUUCUAUGCAAAACAUUUGAAUGGUAAUGGGAAGUCGUUUUUUUUUAUUUUAUUUUCUUUUAAUCUCCUUGAUUUUUAUUUUCUCAUUGUUUACAUCUUCCUAAUUAAGAAACCUUUCCCUGGCAGUGAGGGUGUUAGCAGGCAGGGCCCAGAGCAGGAAGGGAGAAGCUGCGUUUUCCAUGACAAGCCCAUUUCCAUAGAGCCCAUUCAUAACCCCUGGAUUGUUUGUAUGGAGUCCUCGACCAUGUGAAGGGAGGAGGGGGAGAAUUUGCAUGAGUGUAGCUCUGGUUCCUUGUUGGAAAAACUGACGAGAGGAGAGCGACCACAUGCCGGACUUGUGGCUGCGCGGCAGGCUGGGAAGUUCGAGUGUCGGCAGAACCGCACAAGGACUGAGGCUGAAGGAAGCAGAUUGGGCUAUUCCUCUGCACCAGAGCUGACUUGAGAGAGGACAAUGAGUAAUAGUACAGAUCCAGUUGUAAGCUAACGUAUCUGUAUAGAUUGAAACAAAAUAAAAGACAAAUAUAAUUCA